Molecule: messenger RNA, 486 nt
Organism: Gossypium raimondii (Peruvian cotton)
Lineage: Eukaryota; Viridiplantae; Streptophyta; Magnoliopsida; Malvales; Malvaceae
Exons: 2
Coding region: 1-486 (161 amino acids)
Source: RefSeq, a predicted model, not a curated record
AUGGCUUCAUCAAGCUUUUCACCAGCUGCACCUCAAGUCUUCAAUGGAGAAGGCUAUCACAUAUGGGUGGUCAAAAUGAAGACCUACCUACAGGCAUACGAUCUGUGGGAGGUGGUCAACUCAGAUGUUGAACGAGAACCACUUAGAGGCAAUCCAACGAUGGCUCGGAUCGAGCGACAUCUUGAUGAGAGGACCAAGAGAACUGGGACAAGUUGCGGGAAGAGUUUCAAGGGACGAGAGGACAAAGCGACAGCAGUUGUUGAACUUGAGGAGAGAUUUGAGAAUUUGAAGAUGAAGGAAGAAGAAAGCUGUCAAGCAAUAUUACAGCGGGAUUAUGGCGUGGUUAACGACAUCGAGCUCCUUGGAGAGCGGUUCAAUGAAGCUAGGAUAGUGGAGAAGGUUAUAGCAACUCUGCACGAGAGGUAUGAGGCAAAAUCUCAUCUCUCGAGGACUCAAGGAUCAUCCACCAUCUCCACGACGAGUUGA